Brienomyrus brachyistius is the source of this 2737-nucleotide messenger RNA. RefSeq names its product fibulin-7. The record is from RefSeq and is a predicted model, not a curated record. Bases 433 to 1767 code for a protein of 444 amino acids. NCBI's taxonomy places the organism in Eukaryota, Metazoa, Chordata, Actinopteri, Osteoglossiformes, Mormyridae. Gene Ontology annotation, molecular function: calcium ion binding. The transcript is spliced from 8 exons.
CGCGCAUAUGGCGAACCUGCGCUGUUCUGCUUCAUGAACUUCCAGAUGGCAGCUUGCGUUCCGACGAUGGCGAUUUUCCGAGCGAAAGAAGGGGGGCAAAAAACCUGGGAAUUUCGCGCUGUGUUGAGGUGUUGGUGGGAGGGAUUACUACAUGCAUCCCCAGUAAGAGUCCACGCUGUGUUUGGUAGCUGCUUUGACUUUUCUUUCGGGCUCCUGAAGCGCAUGGAUAUACGAGUAUCCCCAAACUGCUGGUGUGCAUACCGCAGACGAGCAUCACUACUUCAGACUUGAAACCUGUUUCCUGCUGCGCUCUACUGUAGAUUGAAGUUUCAGAUUUGGAAUACAACAGGCUUUCUUUUACUUUACCUGGAGUUUUUCGCCGCGCUGUUUUAAUAUAGAUAUAUACAAUUAAACGCAAAUAUAGCUGAAGACAUGAUGCGCAAAGUUCAGUGCAGCUGUCUGCUGCUGCUGUGUUUGACAGCGAUCGAUCACUGUCACGGCGUCACGCAGAGUUGCAUAGAGAGACACCAGGUUGUGGGCGUGCUGCGCCAGAUGGAGAAGUUUCUGAAGGGACAGGAGAUGCGAUUCACUGAAGGGCUCCGCGCUAUGAAGUCCAAGUUGGCUGCCUUGCAGAACUCCGUCUCCAGGUUUCCCCAGGCAGACCAGCACGCAGCACCCUCGAGUUGCCCGUCUCUUGAGGCACCAGCCCACGGAAGGAAGUUCGGCACCCGAUACCUGGUAGGGCACGAGGUUCAUUUCACAUGCGACCCCGGCUACCACCUGGUUGGGUCAGCCACUCGGGUCUGCCAGGAAAACGGCAGCUGGAGCGGGCUGACUGCUCUCUGCAGAGAUGCCAACAGGUGUGCCAGUAACCCUUGUCAGAAUGGAGGAACCUGUGUGGAGGGAAUCAACCAGUACAAGUGUACCUGUCCUCAGAACUGGAGUGGAUCCCACUGUCAACACCAAACCCAGACAGCGCCCCCCGAGUGGAGCGUGAUGAACGACCCGGCUUUCAGCAGGAAGCCACGAUGUGCCAAGGUGGACCGGGCCCAGCACUGCAGCUGUGAUGCCGGCUUUCACAUGAGCGGCACCUCCGACAGCAGCAUUUGCCAGGAUGUGAACGAGUGCGAGGUGUACAAGGUGGAGAGGGGCGGCAAACUGUGCGCGCACGCCUGCGUCAACAUCCCUGGCUCGUACCGCUGCUCUUGCCCCGCCGGAUACAGGUUGCUGCCGGAUGGACGGAGCUGCGAGGAUGUGGACGAGUGCCUGAGCCAGCAGCACAACUGUACACGCGGCACCACCUGCAUCAACACCGGGGGGGGCUUCCAGUGUGUCAGCCCAGAGUGCCCCCAUUCCCAUGGCAACGUCAGCUAUGUCAGGACAUCGCCCUUCCAAUGCGAGAGGAACCCCUGUCCCAUGGAAAGCCGCUCCUGUCACCUAGCUCCCAAGACGGUCUCCUUCCACUACCUGUCGCUGCCCUCCCAGCUGCAGACACCAGCCACGCUCUUCCGCAUGGCCACAGCGGCACUGCCGGGCCGGUCCGGCCCAGACAGCCUCCGCUUUGGGAUCGGGGGGGCCGCCAGUGCCAAGGGCCUGUUCAUCAUGCAGCGCUCCGACCGCCAGACCGGCGAGCUGAUCCUGGUGCAGUCGCUCCGCGGGCCGCAGGACAUCGCCGUGGAGGUGGACAUGUCUGAAUACGCGGAGCGUGUCUUCCAGGCCAAGCAUGUGGCCAGGGUGCACAUCAUGGUCUCCCCAUAUGAGUUCUGAGCCUCUGUCGCGGGACAGGAAGAAAACAUACAGAGUUCCACACUCUCCCCCUCCUAUCCAAUCCUCCCCCCUCCCCCCGGCCAGACAAUUCAACGACACUGAAGAACCGUUAGGCCAAGCACAAGGCAGGUUAAGGGCCAUUCUUGAGAGCCGGACUGAAACUGGACAUAAACCAAAGACCACAGGCAGGAAUUCUGGUGGCAGCAGCAAGGUAAAGCAGACAUCGAUACGAAGCGGCAAGAGGGAAAAAAAACUCAGAGGAGGAACACAAAGAAACUAAUGAAUGUAAAAACGAGGGGAGAAAGACCUUUGUUUUCCCCCCUCGGAAUCAGUCUUUGAUUAGUUCGGGAGUGGCCCCUGGGGUUUCCAUAGCAACCCAAAGCUCUCCCUCCAAAUGCACACUGCUCAGAUCAGACAUGUGACAUGGGGAUCGGCAGCAGCCUAAGAUUAAAACCAAACCUCCCCGGCCCCUUUCCUUAUAUUUAUCUGAAUAUUUUGUUUCUCCUUUUUUUUUUAACUUCAGCGUAAUGUUUAUUGCUCUUGUAUUUUGUCACAUAUUCCUUUAUUUUUCUGUCAUGCUACCCAGAUCAUACAUGCUUCUUAAUUUAAGUUUUUGGAGGUCAGAUGUGUGGCUGUUCUUCAGCCCCUUUCUGAGUGAUGAGUAUGUUACUCCAGUAUGACGAGUAUGUGAUGAGUAUGUUACUCCAGUAUGAUGAGUAUGUGAUGAGUAUACUCUAGUAUAAUCACAGCAUUCAGCCUAGCGCGGUAUAUAUCAGGUAUAUAACCUCAGUCUCUUUCUGCCUUAUUACUGAGUAUUUAUCUUUUUUGCACAUAAAUGUUUCUAUGUACAUGAAGUAAAGUCAGCACUGUAGUCGUCUCCUUUUCUACACAAAGAUCAGUGUUUUUCUUGUCUUGGGCAUCCUGCCUUUCUGUCCAUGUCUGCCUGCUUUUAAUAAACAGCUUGUUGUUA